Tachysurus fulvidraco (yellow catfish) is the source of this 2769-nucleotide messenger RNA. RefSeq names its product advillin (gene avil). Gene Ontology annotation, biological process: actin filament severing; barbed-end actin filament capping; actin polymerization or depolymerization. Bases 256 to 2769 code for a protein of 837 amino acids. Gene Ontology annotation, molecular function: phosphatidylinositol-4,5-bisphosphate binding; actin filament binding. Lineage: Eukaryota; Metazoa; Chordata; Actinopteri; Siluriformes; Bagridae. The transcript has 19 exons. The record is from RefSeq and is a predicted model, not a curated record. Gene Ontology annotation, cellular component: cytoplasm; actin cytoskeleton.
CUCUGCUUCUAUCUGGCCAUCUAUGGGAUGGAGUGAUAGCCAGAGACCCAGGCAGGCAAAUCCUAAUCAAAUCCACGGUGUGUGUGUGUGUUAUGUUGGUUGUAGAAGGAAGGGGAAGAGCAGACAGAGUGUAUUGUUGGGAGAACAGGUCCACACUUCUGAAGCGCUCCACACAGCCGAGCUGAACCACACAUCAGUCACAGAUCCGUCUGGAACAUCAGGACUUUAAACCUCACCUACAGUGUUGGGGUUAAGAUGGAGAAAACAUUCAGAGCUGUCACUCGCACUCCAGGCAUCAUCAUCUGGAGAAUCGAGAAAAUGGAGCUGGUUGUCGUCCCGGAGAAAACUUAUGGCAAUUUUUUUGAAGGCGACUGUUACCUUCUGCUGUGUACGAUGAAAUCUGGCAGUUCACUGACGUACAACAUUCACUACUGGAUCGGCGGCGAGUCGAGUCAGGAUGAACAGGGUGCUGCUGCUGUUUAUGCCGUUCAGCUCGAUGACUUUCUGGGUUCGAGUCCCAUCCAGUACCGCGAGGUCCAAAGCAACGAGUCCAACACCUUCUGUGGAUACUUUAAACAGGGCAUCAUUUAUAAACAAGGUGGCGUGGAUUCGGGGAUGAAACACGUGGUGACGAACUCGAGUGACGUUAAGAGGCUGCUGCAUGUGAAGGGACAUAGGAAAGUCUCUGCCAAAGAGGUGGAACUGAGCUGGAACAGCUUUAAUCUCGGAGACGUGUUUCUGCUGGACAUUGGGAACUCCAUCAUCCAGUGGAAUGGACCGAGCAGCAACACACAGGAGCGGCUGAAGGCCAUGAUGUUGGCAAAGGACAUCCGUGAUCGAGAGCGUGGAGGACGAGCUGAGAUCAGCGUGAUCGACGGUGACGCAGAGAACAAAUGUUCCUCCUUAAUGGAACUUUUGUGUAGCGUGAUCGGACCACGGCCCGCGAAGCUCCCCGACGGAACCCCAGACGAUCAAGCGGAUCAGGAACAAAUGUCUCAGGUCACGUUGUACCAAGUGUCAGAUGCUGAUGGGGAGAUGAAGGUGAGAGAAGUUGCCAGCAGGCCUCUGGUGCAGGAUUUACUACUUCAUGAGGACUGUUAUAUUGUGGAUCAUGGUGGCGUGAGGCUGUACGUGUGGAAAGGGAAAAAAGCAAACAAAGCUGAGAAACAGGCAGCAAUGUCCCGAGCUGUGGAGUUUAUAAAACAGAAGGGUUAUCCUCACAGCACUAGUGUGGAGGUGGUUCAUGAUGGAGCUGAAUCAGCUUUGUUUAAACAACUGUUCCAGCGCUGGGCUGUUAAAGACCAAACUGUAGGGAUGGGACGUACAAACAAUGUGGGAAAAAUCGCCAAAGUGACACAGGAGAAGUUUGAUGCCUCAACACUACAUGUGAUGCCUGAAGUCGCAGCACAGCAGAGGAUGGUGGAUGAUGGAAGUGGGCAAGUGCAGGUGUGGAGGAUUGAGAACCUGGAGCUAGCUGAAGUGGACUCUAGUCUUCACGGUUAUUUCUAUGGAGGCGACUGUUAUCUCAUCUUAUACACGUAUGAAGUUAACAACAAGAAGAACUACAUCCUGUACAUGUGGCUGGGCCGUCACACGUCUCAGGAUGAGAUGACAGCGUGUGCGUUCCAUUCAGUGACGGUCGAUCAGCAGUACGGUAAUCAACCUGUCCAGGUGCGAGUGACCAUGGGCAAAGAGCCACGACACUUCAUGGCCAUGUUUAAGGGCAGGAUGGUGGUGUUUGAGGGAGGAACCUCAAGACAUUCACAGACAGAGGAGGAGCCGCCGGUGCGUUUCUUUCAGGUCUCGGGAACAGAUUCGUACAACACCAAAGCAAUCGAGGUUCCAGCUGUCGCUGCUUCACUCAACUCUAAUGAUGUGUUUAUGCUGAAAAGUCAGACUGCAGUGUUCCUGUGGUACGGCAAGGGCUCGAAUGGAGAUGAACGAGCGAUGGCUAAACAGAUGAGCUCUUUUCUUGGGAAAGGGCUUUCAGAGGAAAUCAUGGCUGAGGGACAGGAACCCAUUGAAUUCUGGCAGCUUCUGGGAGGGAAAACUCCGUACGCAAAUGACAAAAGGCUACAGCAGGAUGUGUCUGAUCACCAGCCGCGUCUGUUCGAGUGCUCGAAUAAAACAGGAAAGUUCAUCGUCACUGAAGUGUCUCAGUUCACGCAGGAGGACCUGAAUGAGACCGACGUCAUGCUGCUGGACACCUGGGACCAGGUGUUCCUGUGGAUCGGGGGGCAGGCCAACGACACGGAGAAGAAGGAAUCCGUCACAACGUGUCAGGAAUAUUUGCGCACGCAUCCUGGAAUGCGAGACCCCGAGACUCCCAUCGUUCUCAUUAAACAGGGAUUUGAACCCCCUACCUUCACCGGCUGGUUCCUGGCCUGGGACCCAAACAAGUGGAGCGGUGGCAAAACUUACAAUCAGCUGAGGGAGGAACUGGGCAUAGCCGCAGAAGCGGUGAACAUCACCCCUGCAGGAGGACUCACUAAUAGUGCCAGCAGUGAUAAGAGCAGCGGCGCCGCUGCAGAUGAUGCUAAUCGGGUGUAUAAGUCUUUUCCCCUAGAGGAUCUCAAAAACAAAUCAGCUGAGGAGCUUCCAGAGGGAGUCGAUCCCACCCAGAAAGAGGUGAGACAGACAGACAGACAGACAGACAGACAGACAGACACACACACACACACACACACACACACACACAAAUUGAAUGGACAAAUUGUUGGCACCCUUCAGUCAGUGAAAGAAAUUCACGAUGGUCACAGAAAACUUUAA